UGAGGAGGGAGAAAGCAGAUAAAAGUUUUGGAGAAAGAGUAGGAGAGGGAGAGGGAAGGAGAAAAGAGACUAAAGACAGAGCGGAUAGAGUCCAUGUUAAUGGCAAAAGUAGGAGGAGAUUCAUGGAAAAAGAGGAAGAAGCUCUGUGUUUCAGGAGGCCUCCUGUGCCUCUUCUGCUUCUUCGUCUUUCUGUGAGGCGGCUGGGCAUCAUCCAUCACCAUGUUCUCUGACAGCAGGGUUCCAGCGCCUGGGGAGCAGAAAGGCUUCAAGCCCCACACCCCCCACUUCAUCCCGUGGCUGCGCAAUAGUCUGAAGUCCCACCACAGCAGUGAGGUGGGGCUCAACAGACCGUACAAAUCCAACUCCGAGGCCCGCAACAACGUGACCCCGGUGGAGAGAUCGAAAGGGAUUGGGUUCUUCUCCGUCCAGGGAAAGAACCGUGUGAAGAGGGGUGACCUUCGGAGUAAUGGCGUGGGGAUGGCAAGGAUGCUGCCGGUGGUGCUGAGGGGGCCCCACAUCCUGCAAGGGAGUCUGGGGAAGCAGGAGGAGGACAAGUCUACAGAGUCAGACCCAGACCCCAACACACAGAUCAGCACAGGGGACGGGCUGCAGGGUCUUGCCAACAGUUCCACCUCUGCCCAGGACAACCACACUCUUGUUAGGAACCACAGCAGCCAACUGAGCCUCCUUCACUCACAGAAUGACAGGACUAGCACUUUAGUGAGGAAAUAUGGACCACUAGUGGGACCGCCUCCUGCUCCUGCACAGCUCGCUGAGGAGACAAACUGUAAGGUGCCUGUUGUGGUGUGCAUGGAGGACAGGAGGGGGAAGGUGUGGGACUAUACCAGCCAUACCACCUACUGCCAGAGAGACCUCCACUCAUCCAGCUGGAUCAGCUCAGACACCAAAGGACUAAUAGAGAGGCAGCAUGGGUUCAGUUCCAGCUUCAGCUACAUCAAACAACAGAGCAGGAACUCGCAGAGCCAGAGAGACCUGACAGCGCUGAGGGAACCACCUGUGGAGGGUUUCAAUGGGCCCCUCAAUGGAGUCAUCUUCUCCACUGAGGUUCCUCAGGGAGGCCCUGGCUGUACCACAGCUCCAAAACGCCCCAGGGAACCGAGACCAAGCUCGGAGCGCAUUGCAGUCCUGGACCAGAACCAGACAUGGGUCCAGCAGAGUCCAAACAGUAAAGGGGAGUCACAGAGGAAGGAAGCAGGCUGCAGCAAGAAGCUGGUUCGAAACCAGAUUAAACGGGUGGUGGACAACCUGGAGCAGGUUCUUACAGCGUUGAGGGACGUUCACCAGGAAAUGAAAGAGGUGGUGCAGCAGAUUGACUAUCUAACCUCGUCCAUUGAUCUGAAUGAGGAGGAGCAUCAUGGGACUAGAGAAGGACACAGUGCCAAACCUUCCAGCGACAAUCGCUCCAGUUCAGGUUCCAGCUCAAGCAGUGUGACGUUAGGCAGCACCCAACAGAGGCCCUCAGAGCCUGAAGACCAGCCAGGAACCACAGACUCAUCUGGCACCCUCCGGAGAGAUCCUCAUAGCAGGAACCCAUCUCCAGCAAGUGUGCAGCUGUGCAAGGUGUCCUCUGUGGUUUCAUCAGAGAGGAGUCGAACACUUCAGUUCACCUGUAGUCUUGGGUCUUCUCCCAGACAAGGCGGGCCGCUGCCGUACAACAAUAAUCUCCCUUUAUCUAGUCCCCCUCAAUUUCAAAACCUGACCUCCCAUGACCUUACACUGCCUCUCCAAAGAAGGAUCCCUGUUCGGCCUCCCACUCCUCUCUCCCCUCUAACAGUAAACCUCCAUCCCCCCAACAGCCCCGUUUCACAGCCUAACUCCCCUGGUCCCUCCUCCUCCAUCAGAGUCAGCCCUGUCUCCCCUACCUCCCCUCUGUCGCCAAAGCCUCACCCACCCCCCGCCCUUAGCCCGUCUGUUGUCAUCGAGACCAAAGUAUGGUCUUAUAAAACCCCACAAAGCGACCACCUAUCUGCUGGCCAGCUCUCUCCAUCAUCGACUCAGCCUCCAUCUGCCAGGUACCCACCCACAGCCUCAGAAACUCAAACUGUGUCCAACACUGACAGAGACAGGCGAGCAUCCUCAGCGGGGCCUGUGCACACGGCUUCACAGGUGUGCACUGCCUCUGCAGCCAUAGCUAAGCCACCGAUAGCACAAGGCCGCCGAGGUCGAAAACCUCCACCUUACCCCCACCACAGACUCUUUGAACACACAAAGAAAGUGAAGGAGCCCCGCAAAGCUCCUCCGUAUCCAGAGAAAAGAAGGCUGCUCUCAACCACUGUGUGAGACAACGCGACAGGAGGGGAAGGCUGAUUGAACAGAGCCACAUUCAGAGCACCAGCCACGAGUCCGCAAAAGUGGAGAGUGAUUUAAGGCUCGCCAAGUUGACCUGAGACCGUUUCCAAGGUAACAGGAUUUUGACACAACUUGGGGAUCUGGACAUGGUUAUUUCCUGUUGUGACCCCGGAGGGAGCCUCGACGGUGAGAAAAGGGACACAAAAACAUCCCUGCUGAACAUUUACUGAACUCCAGAGGAUCACCUCUAGACAGACGAGAGAAACAAAACCAAGACCAAACAAGGGCACAGAGCCAGAGCAGGAGGAGGAAACAUGUGCUCUCACUAAUGACAGAGUGUCAGGACUGUCCUUGCAAGGGGAGGGAGGCGUGUCAAGGUGUGCUUCACUUCAACGACGACCACAUCAGACACGGCAGACCUCCGCUAAGUGACUGAGCUCAGAGAGAGUCCAGACAUUAACCUUCCUUCAGACAUUAUGUGAAAAGACACAACGAUUCUGAAUUUGACUUCCUGGACUAAUAAAGUCUUUACAUUACUUUGA
Messenger RNA from Xiphias gladius (swordfish), 2852 nucleotides. Its product is annotated as protein enabled homolog. Lineage: Eukaryota; Metazoa; Chordata; Actinopteri; Istiophoriformes; Xiphiidae. The transcript has 4 exons. The coding region runs from base 220 to 2301 and encodes 693 amino acids. Gene Ontology annotation, biological process: positive regulation of cell size; positive regulation of translation. The record is from RefSeq and is a predicted model, not a curated record.